GUGUUGAGACUCGGCGGUGUACGGUUAGGUCUAUGCGCUGUGGCGUGAUUACCGCAGCGCAUUUAAUGACUCCGACACACGUACACUCAAAUGUACAAACAUACAUACAAAGCAGCGUUUCCUGCAUUCUUAGAAUAGAAAAUUUACAUAUUCAGAAAUGAAUUAAAAAAAGAAAAAAUAUAUUUUCUAAAAUCGCUGCACAUUAAAAUUGAUGUUAUUUGUUACAGUAUUUUUAUUAAAAAUGAGCGCGCUGAUUUAGAAGAGCGCAGAGUUUAUUUCGCAGUCGAAAGUGCACAGGCACGCGUCGUGAGUCAAUAAUUAUACAAACGCAAAAAUAUUUUUUGUGAUAAGUACCACAUAUGUAUGUACAUGUAUGUAUAGGUGCUUGUGUGUAAAGAAAAAAGUGUCAGAAACGUGUGUUGUUGAUAAAUCGUACGCUGCAAUGACGGGAGCGCACACAAUCACGCUGAUCUUGACGUCCGUCUGAAAGUGUUUUCGUAAUAUUCGCAAACUCGUUUGUUUGUUGCUGUUGUUGUGACAUUGAUGCCGAUAUUGCUUGUGUUAUCAGCAUUGUUGAACACAUCGAUUUGAGGCAUGAGCACGGUUAGUAAUUUGCUUUUGUGUGGCAGUGCUGCGUCUUGCUGUUUGGGUGUGUAUGUUUAUAGGCGUGCUGCCUAUUUAUUAGUGACGCAUGUAAACAACAACAAGGUGAGCACAACAUAACACCACUACAAAGGCAGUGGAAGGCCUUACACCACUACAUAAACGACUUACACGCACACAGGUGCAUUAUACCACACACACAAACGCAAUUCUACACAUACACACGCGCAUUCAGGGAGAAGAGAGAGAGCGCGCGUUAACUCGUUCGCCGUUUGCUCAGCGUUGUAUACCGGCGGCGUCGACGCCGACGUCCAUCGCAACGUAAUUGUCUUUUGUCUUGCGCUGCCAAAUGCAAAAGCAGCGAGCGAAACCGUUUAAAUUGCGACUGUGCCUGCUGUACGUGUAGCAAAACGUUUUUCAAUUUGUGGCGAAAAAGACACACAAUACUCGAGUGGAGGAAGGACCUCAGCGCAAACAAGGAAAAAUAUUUAGUAAAAAUAUAAAAAUUUAUUAAAAAGUGAAACUUAUAUAUUGAAAGACAGAGUUAGUAAACUCGACAGUUUUCUAGUGCUAAUGAAGCAGACAACACACAACGGCGAAAGUAAACUAAAAGCAAUGUGCGCUUGCAAACACAAAGUGAACGCGUAAUAGAAAAAACAUUUUUACAAAUAUAAACCGAAUUUAUUUAAGAAAAAAAUCUAAGUAUCUUGACAGAGAAAGUGACAGCAAAUAAUAAAAAAUAAAAAAUAAUAAUAUUACAAAAGAUGUCUAAACGUAAAAUGUGCUAAAAAUAAAAGAAAAUUUUCUUUUGCAAUAUUCUAUAAAAAUUCCCGUGCAUCAAGGCAACAGUUGCGCAUUUCCGCUUCCGCUCUACGGUUUGCUGAAUUAAUUGCUUGUUACAGACCAAACUACGCGCAUCCUUAAGCAAGGCGUAAAAUUAGCCUAAAUUUCAAGUAUUAAUUAAUAUUUUCCGAGCAAAAGACAAAAAAGUCAAACAAAACGCAAAAUGUCUGUGCCAAUGCUGUUGACCCGUACAAACACUAGCACCUCCCUAGUAGGCAUGGAGCUGACCGAGGCGCUGCUGCUGGACGAGCAUAUAACAAGUUGCGCUUCGUACGUGGACGCAGCUACGAUCGUGAACGAACUGCUGGUUUUGGAAACUGCCGCGGAAACGACGCCAUGCACGCCGACGCUGCAGCAAUUCGCCGUAGAACUGUACACCGAUUUGGGUCCUAGCGAGCGCGUCGGUCUUACUGGUGACGUCAAGGCUUUGGGUGAAUGGCGUUUGGAGCGCGCCAUUGCAUUGGAACCACAACAGGGUGACCGCAGAUGGCAGGCCAAUGUGCUGUUGCAAACUUGUCGUAAUAUAAGUUACCGCUAUUUCAUUUAUGUGGAGGACAAGCAAGGUCGCAAGCAGAUACGUCGCUGGGAGACACGUCUACAGCCACGUGUGCUCAAGCCCGCUGGCGCUGAGUCGCCUAAUAGCGAGACGCGUAUUGAUCGCUUCGGUGAUGCCGAUGGCAGUGGUGAGACACAAGUGAAUCGUGGCUGGUUGACCAAUGAUUGUAUAGUGCAGUUGAAGUUCGAACGCGAACAAAUGUUCCAGGUGCUUGAUAUUGAGAAAUUCGACCCGGCCGAUGAAGUGUUGGUGAAGAUUUUGCCAUUGAAUGAGGAGGGCGAACCGACCGAGGCGGGCGUACAUGUUGAGGUGGCGAAAUUGAAAUAUGCGCAGAGUCAUUUGCAGCCGCAGCAAGCUUUCGGUAUUGCAUAUGAGCAAGGCGACAUUGUUGUAUUCCAUAUUACGGCGCCAUGUCCUUUACAGACCGCGUUUGCAAUUAUUUUCCACACACCUGAUCAGCGUCCAGUCGGCAAAGCUGUUAUUACAGCCGCACAGCUGGAGGGUAGCGAGGGUGUGCUGGAAUUGUCCAUCACCGAGCCGGUGCCUGAGGCCACCACCGUUAUUGCGCGUCUAACACUACCGUACCUGAUUGUGAAGCCGUUCGCCGAUAAGACGCUUGACUUCCGCACCACAUACGCGCACUACUGGCCCAGGAGCUGGCCGAACUUGAAUGUGGGUCAUCGCGGCAAUGGACGCAGCUACAUUGCCAAUCCGCCAGCCGAACGCGAGAACACGAUCGCUUCGUUUAUGCGCGCUUAUGAGAAAUUCGCUGACAUGAUUGAACUGGAUGUGCACUUAACGGCCGAUGGUGUGCCAGUCAUCUACCAUGACUUUGGCAUGCGCACAGCACCACAGGGUAAAAACAUCACGAAGGCUGAGCAGCUGCAGUAUGUGCUGAUCAAGGAUAUAAAUUACGAGAAAUUGAAGCAGUUGCGCGUGUUCGCCAUUAUCAAUGGCAAGCCAGUCGAAUUUCCAUCGCACAAUGCAGAGCCACGUGUGGAGCACCGCAUUUUCCCUACGCUAGUCGAUGUACUCGAGGGUUUGCCCAAGUCGUUGGGUAUCGAUGUGGAGAUCAAGUGGCCACAGCGUCGUGCUAGCGGCGCGCCCGAAGCGCAUCAGACAAUCGAUAAGAAUUUCUUUACUGAUCGUGUGCUAGCGACCGUCAUCAACCAUGGCUGUGGCCGUCCGCUGCUCUUCUCCAGCUUCGAUGCGGACAUAUGUACAAUGUUACGCUUCAAGCAAAAUCUCUUCCCUGUGAUGUUCUUGACCCAAGGUCAAACCAAGAAAUGGUCGCCUUUCAUGGACUUGCGUACACGUACUGUCGAACAGGCUAUCAAUAAUGCACAAGCCUUCGAGUUGGCUGGCACGGCGCCACAUGCUGAGGACCUGCUAAGCGAAGAGGGCGCGCAGCUUUUGCAGAAAGCACGCGACUUGGGACAGAUCUCACUGGUCUGGGGGGACGAUUGCAACUCCAAGGAACGCGUGCAGUACUUUGUGGAAAUUGGUGCGACUGCCACAUGCUACGAUCGCACAGAUCUAUACAUACCGGAAGGCAAGGAGCGCGCAUUCUUCAAUUCGUCCAGUCUCUUAGCAGAGUUUGAGGAGCAGUGCCUGCGCUAAGCGGCUCUGUAGUCGAAGGCGGGAGCAGUGAAGUGAUAAUGGGGUUGAAAUAAAACUCUGAAGGGAGGGUAAUUUAUAAGUGAUCGUGAUCGGCUUGCCGAUCGGAGCAAAGGGCGGGAGGUAUAUGCCGAGUUUUAUACGUGGGCGAUUUGAGUAACGGCAUUAUUCACUUUUAAUAGACUUAGCUAUAUUUUUUUAUAAAAGCUAUUCACAAAAACAUUAUAUAAAAUACAAAAAAAUCUUUAAGUAGUCCCAAUUAAAUUUUAAUUAGUACACACAAUUACACAUAUAAAUAAGCAAUAAUAAUAACAACACACAACAUAAUUUAAUGUUCAAAAUCGUAGAAAGAAAAACAAAAAAUACGCUUAAGAAAUAUGAAUUACAAAAGAUAUGAAAAAUAGUUCCGCUAAAGAAACGAAAAUACAAGAAAAACUUGGAACUGUUUUUUAUUUAAGUCGCCACUUGCGAUCAAUGCGGUUCGCUGGCGAGCGCUGGUCGCAAAGUGUGCGCAUGAGAAAUCCAAAGCAAAGUAUAAGGUACAGUAGCGUUGUAUGUGUUGGCGGCUAAACGGCUGCGCUACAGCUCGAGCGCCAGCAAGGAACUGUGGUGUGGCGGCGGUGACCCUCCCAAGCAGUAAGUAACUCUGCCCCUGAUACAAACCUACGGUAACAGCAACAACUCUUGAAAACAAAAAAAAACAAAUAUGAAGUGAGAGUCUGUUUGCCUGAAAUACAGGGUGGGCGUCACUCGAACUCCUAGGCCGAGUGGUGCUUGAGAGUGCAGCGUGCUAGUUAUGGACCCAUAUACAAAUUACUAUUUUACCUUAUAACUUUGGCAGUUUUUCUUUCAAAUAUAUACCUACUCUUUUGAAAUUGAACAAUUACGGUAGCUUAAAAAUUUUUUAUUUUACAAAUAUGAAUAUAAAAUUUAUUGUGAAAUUUUUUUUAUAGUUGUUUUUUGCAAUAAUGCUCAGGUGAAAUUAUAUUGUUAAGUUUUAAGUAAUUAUUUCUUCUUAAUUUACCUAAAUUUUUAUUUCACAUAUCGUACAAAUGCUUUGAGAUUUAUUGUAACUCAUAAGAAAGAAAGAAUUGGAAACUGUUUUACUUGUAGUAGUAAAAUUUUAUUAUAUUAUUUUAAUUUAUAUUUAUUAGACAAUUUUAAUAUAAAAUAUCAGUAAUAUUUUUAACUGAAAGACAUGUGACUUAUUACGCUUAUGAGAGUCUAGAGUAAUAUACCAAACUCCAAAUUAUAGAGCUAAGGAACUAGUUCUUGAAAAAGUUAUUGAUGAGAUUUAUUUUGCAUGAGACCGAAGUGUACCGGACUCAUGUACACGAGUUUAUUAUGGAUUAGUCGUGCCAAAAAUAUGGAUCACAAAGUCUUAAGCAUCUAAGUCUUAGCAUGGAGACAAAAUUAGUAUACCCCUACUUUUUAUGUAAAAUUUGGCUUUAAUAGUUUACUUAAACGACUUAUGAUCCUUUAAUAGCUCUGAAACCAUAUAAAGCCAUUAGAGAAUGUGAGAAAACUAUAAAUCAUACUAAGGAGAGAUCAAACACGGUGACAACUAAACAGCCUUUGAGUAAGCAAACAACUUAUUAAGAAGUGUAUAGUACUCAGCCCACUUUACUUGGAAUAUGAUUUAAAAAGAUGUUUUCCGAAACAAUGUUUCUAUACUCAGCUAACUUACUCCACUGAGUAAACAGCUAAUGAAAUUCAUGGAAUUUUAAAAGAAAUUGGGAAUCUUGAAAUGUGACUAACUGGCCUAAAAAGCCACAAUCAACUAAGCAACGAUAAAUAUAGUGCCAUCGGACUUAUUUUUGCACUGGUGUACAUAUUUUACUUUUAUCACCGAUAUAGCCCCUCUUAAGCUAUAAAGGAUUUUUCUCUGAAUACGUUCUUAAAUGUAUUCGAUUGAUAUACCGAUGCUACGUGACUAUAAAAAGCGAAUGACAACAACCGAUUUCACGAAAGCCAUUUUUAAGACUCAAAAUUGAUAAGGUUGUAAUAUAAAGAUCUAAGCAAAUAAAUAAUGUGAAACAGAUGGAAGCAAAUAUUCGAAUAACUGCGACGGAAAAAUACCGCAAAUAUAUGUAUUUCCAUAGGUAUAGUUGAAAACCUUAUCGCGUUUAGAUCGACUAAUUAAUCAGUUCGCACAUCAAAGGUCACCGAAGAUCAUACUUCCAUUGCUAUGACAAAUUGCUAACAGUUUAUAUAUUUAUUGAUGAGAGUAGUAACUGAUAAUUAGAAGAACUUUCUCAAAAAAGAAAAUAUUGGCAUAUGACAAAUACGAAAGAGUAUGACUAAACAUUUCUGGAAUUAAUUUGGAAUCAUUACGAGUACUAAAGGCUAAUUGAAAAUUUCUAUCCGUUCUUUAACAAUAUUGGCUAUAUAACAAAGUUGACCGAUUACACUGAUAUUGUGGCGGUUCUGUUCCAAAAGAAGUUGGGUUUAGAAAGACAGACUGCCGAGUUAUCAGAAAUUUUGCAAAUUAUUUUGGCAUAGUUUUUUUACCGUUAUAAUAACCGUAAAUGUCUUGCAUUCAACUAUUCCAGCCUUUUGUGCUUCUAAUCGCAAACUAAGUGACGAUAUGGGACUAAGAUAUGGUCAGCCUUUCAGUUAUGAUAGAUAACCAACGAUAAUGAGACACAUGAUAUUCGUUUCGAAAGUAAGUUCAUAAUAUUGUACACUUCAUAAUAGAUACCAGUGCAACAAUCUGGGCAUUUUAAAGAUCACCAAUAAGUAUAACGGAAAAUUAAAGACAUCUAAUUAAUGGAAAAUUUCGACGAAAUACUUAGUUGCAAAGAUUUUCUUGAAGAAAAGCACGGACUUUUCUUGAAGGCGUAAACAGUUUUAGUGACAACUUUUAUUAUUUAUAUGUUCAUAGGUAGAUUAAUAGGAAAAUUUUAAUUUUUCAUAGGAAAAUAGGAUAUGUUUUAGAAUUUUUUAACGAAAAUGGAGUUUUCAAAGAAAACUAAUGGAACUAUGAUUCAAUUAUUGAUUGUAUCGUUAGCACAAAAUCAAGAAAUGUUUUCGCUCUUGCUGUUAAAAUCGUGCGGAAAGGAAAAGGAAGGAAUUUUUAUUAAAAAAUAUAUAUUUUUUAUAUGAAUAGCCUGUAUGAGACCAAAAAUCAGCAAUAAGUAUGAAAAAAGGCUUGACACGAAUAAUGAAUAGAUAAUUUCCUAUGGUAUUUUCGUAAAAAUCUAAAAAUCUAAAAGAGUUUAAAAAUUUUACUUUUGCUUGUGUUUGUAAUUAAUGCUUUCUAUAAAACCUAUGUGGUAAAUAUUUCGAAAAGUUCAUAGAUUUAUUUUUAAUGAAAUUUUAAAAUUUAAGCAUAUUCCAAUAUUUGAAAAAAAUUGACAAUAAGAAGCAAAGCUUAAAAUAAUCUAUGGGGAAAACGAUAUUAAUAUUAUUUCUGUGAUUACUUCACAAAUAUGUGAAAUAUAUGUAUAUACCUAUAUAAUAUAGAAAAUAUUUCAGACUUUCGGACACAACGGCAAUAUAAAUCAAUUUAUUUCCAAUUAAAAAAUCAUGACAAAAAGCUUACUGAAACAACUGGAACAAUUUUAAUUACUAAAAAAAAUAUGAAUAAAAUAAUAUUUUCUAUAAAAUGAAUUUUAAAAUAUUUUCUAUAAUAAUAGUUGCAUCGUUAAUGUUUUGAAAAUAAUAAGCAUGAGACUAAAAUAUUAUUGAGCAAGGCGCAAUAUGGGGUCGGCCUUUGGAAAGCAAAAAAACUAGAGAGAUAAGUUUUUUUUUAAUAGAAAUUAUACACUUGCCUUGUAAAGUACAAGUACUCAUAGAAACUUAAAGCAAUUGCACAUGUGUAUUUUACAUAAUGGGGGUGAAAUAAUUUUGCUGAGAAUUUGAAGCGCGUGAUAAACUUUAUAAACCCCCUUGAGUGCUUAUACGUAUUAUUUGUUAUAAUAAAAAACUUUAAUUGCUAAAAGAACGCAAUAGAAGGUUUAAAUAUAAAAAUUUUGUUGUAUUAAUUAAAUUGCCACUUUCUUCAUUUAUCUGAGUCACAAAUGUGUAUACUAAAAUUAUUAAAUAUUGUUAUAUAUAGAAGUAAAUUAUAUUAUUUAUUAAAAGUGUCAGUAGAAACUGCUUUAACGCAUGUACCUGUAAACAAAAGAGAGGCUUUAAAAAAUGGAAGAGCAGUGCUCACAAAGAAUAUUUACCAAUCACUCAAAAAUUGAGUUCAAUAAAAAAAUUCAAAAGUA
Messenger RNA from Bactrocera dorsalis (oriental fruit fly), 7836 nucleotides. RefSeq names its product glycerophosphocholine phosphodiesterase GPCPD1. Gene Ontology annotation, biological process: glycerophospholipid catabolic process. The coding region runs from base 1610 to 3622 and encodes 670 amino acids. The transcript is spliced from 2 exons. The record is from RefSeq and is a predicted model, not a curated record. Gene Ontology annotation, molecular function: glycerophosphocholine phosphodiesterase activity; starch binding. NCBI's taxonomy places the organism in Eukaryota, Metazoa, Arthropoda, Insecta, Diptera, Tephritidae.